Messenger RNA from Budorcas taxicolor (takin), 1712 nucleotides. It is a transcript of the gene ATL3, whose product is annotated as atlastin GTPase 3. Lineage: Eukaryota; Metazoa; Chordata; Mammalia; Artiodactyla; Bovidae. Gene Ontology annotation, molecular function: GTP binding; GTPase activity. The record is from RefSeq and is a predicted model, not a curated record. The transcript has 13 exons. Gene Ontology annotation, biological process: protein homooligomerization; endoplasmic reticulum organization. Bases 1 to 1656 code for a protein of 551 amino acids.
AUGAAUUGCAGCACGCCAGGCCUCCCUGUCCAUCACCAACUCCUGGAGUUCACUCAAAUUCAUGUCCAUCGAGUCGGUGAUGCUAUGGAGAGUGGAAAGCCUGGUCCAGUGCAGGUUGUUUUGGUUCAGAAAGACCAACAUUCCUUUGAGCUAGAAGAGAAAGCCUUGGCCAGCAUCCUCUUACAGGACCACAUCCGAGAGCUUGACGUGGUGGUGGUGUCAGUGGCUGGUGCCUUCCGAAAGGGCAAGUCCUUCUUUCUGGACUUCAUGCUACGAUACUUAUAUUUCCAGAAGGAAGGUGGCCAUUCAAACUGGUUAGGUGACCCAGAAGAACCGUUGACAGGGUUUUCAUGGCGAGGGGGCUCUGACCCAGAAACCACCGGAAUUCAGAUCUGGAGUGAGGUUUUCACUGUGGAGAAGCCAGGUGGAAAGAAGGUUGCAGUUGUUCUGAUGGAUACCCAGGGGGCAUUUGACAGCCAGUCCACUGUGAAAGACUGUGCUACCAUCUUCGCUCUGAGCACCAUGACUAGCUCUGUUCAGAUUUAUAAUUUGUCCCAGAACAUUCAAGAAGAUGACCUUCAACAGCUGCAGCUCUUCACAGAAUAUGGUCGUCUGGCAAUGGAUGAAAUUUUCCAAAAACCCUUCCAGACACUGAUGUUCCUGGUUCGAGACUGGAGUUUCCCUUAUGAAUACAACUAUGGAUUACAGGGAGGAAUGUCAUUUUUGGAAAAGCGUCUACAGGUAAAAGAGCAUCAGCAUGAAGAAAUUCAGAAUGUCCGGAAUCACAUCCAUUCCUGUUUCUCCAGCGUCUCCUGUUUUCUGCUACCACAUCCGGGACUCCAGGUGGCCACAAGCCCUGACUUUGAUGGCAAAUUGAAAGACAUUGCCAGUGAAUUCAAAGAACAGUUACAGACACUGAUACUGCAUGUAUUAAACCCAGCCAACUUAAUGGAAAAGGAGAUCAAUGGCUCAAAAGUCACCUGUCGGGGACUGCUGGAAUAUUUUAAGGCAUAUAUUAAAAUUUACCAAGGAGAAGAUCUCCCUCACCCCAAAUCCAUGCUUCAGGCCACUGCUGAAGCCAACAAUUUAGCAGCUGCAGCCUCUGCCAAAGAUGUUUAUUACAACAACAUGGAAGAGGUUUGUGGGGGAGACAAGCCUUAUUUGUCUCCAGACAUUCUAGAGGAGAAGCACUGCGAAUUCAAACAGCUUGCUCUGGACCAUUUUAAGAAGACGAAAAAGAUGGGUGGGAAGGAUUUUAGCCUUCGUUACCAGCAGGAGCUGGAGGAGGAGAUCAAGGAACUCUACGAGAACUUCUGCAAGCACAACAGUAGCAAGAACGUCUUUAGCACCUUCCGAACCCCCGCAGUGCUCUUCACGGGCAUCGCGGCUCUCUACAUUGCCUCCGGCCUCACUGGCUUUAUUGGUCUUGAGGUGGUGGCCCAGCUGUUCAACUGUAUGGUUGGACUGCUGUUGAUAGCGCUUCUCACCUGGGGGUACAUCAGGUACUCUGGUCAGUAUCGUGAGCUGGGCGGUGCUAUUGAUUCUGGUGCAGCGUAUGUAUUAGAGCAGGCCACCUCUCACAUCGGUAAUUCCACUCAGGCUGCUGCAAGGGACGCAGCUGCUGGGAGACCACCCUCGGAUAAAAAAGCUCAGUAGCAUCCUGAUGAGAGGAUCGGACGAGAACCCUUCUAGCUCCCUCUGAUUUCUGGGCU